GAAAGAAAAAAAUAAUUAAACUCAUACUAGGUUACAAACAAAGAAUACAUAUUGAAAUUAUUUAGUUGAUAUAUAUUAAUAAAAUGGAAUUUAGUAUGUACAUUCAUUGCAUCAUAUUUAUUUAUUUAACCAUGGAGUCGUUGGUAUUAUCGAGACCAAGCGCAACCGAUUACUAUACAUCAACAACCGUUAAUCCACAUGAGUUAUCAACUACAAAAAUGAAUGUCUCCAGACGAAGAAAAGUCAGGCUGCGCUCAAUGAAGAGCAAACAAUAUAUACAAGUAUUCGAUAAGCAAGUGGAUGCAAAGGGAGAUGAGACUUCUAUAUAUGCUAACCUCAGCUUAGAGUCAGUUGGAUUCUCAGGAAAAAUUCGUAUUCGGGGUAUUAAAGCAAACCGUUACAUAUGCUUCAGUAGAAAACACGCCAAGCUUAUCACAAAGCGUACUGGAAACAGCGCACAUUGCGUUUUCACCAAGCAUAGCGAUAAUAGGAAUGAAAUAGUGUUCCAAUACACGAAGAAAAAUAACAGACACUGGUACGUAGCCUUCAAAGGGAGCGGCAAACCAAGGAAGGGGAACCAAUUCAGUAAGCAUCACCAUCAAGCAGAUGCUAGAGGAGAAAUCCCCAGAAACGCUACCUUUAGAUUUAAAGAAAUAUUUUGGAAGAACGAAGAAUGAGCUGGUAAUAAAUAGAUAUAUAUUUAAACAAAACGAAAAACUAGAUAAUUAUAUAAAAAUAUGCAACUCCUUUUAGGAAGUUAUUUUAAAGCGAGGAAGGAUAGCCAGCUUCCGUGAAGGAGUUGACAUUCGCUAAUAUAUAUUAUCAGAUAAUAAGAGCUAUUUUGAAACGGUAAAGUGAUGUUAUAUAACAAGUCAUUUAUUAAAGAAAAACAUCUAUGUGAACGACAAAAAAAUUACAUAAAACAGAUAAUCAAAGCUUGAAAAAAAAUUAACUGUUUCAAAAUAUAGCUUAUACGUUCUUCCUUUUAAUUCUUUUUCUGCUGGCCAGGAAAAGGUUUUCUGUUAUUUCUACGCUUUCCCAUAAAUCAAAAAAAAAACACCACAUUGAAAAAAAACAAAAGGACGAACGAAGUUUUUACUUGUUUAUUCAAACUUAUAUGAAUUUACGCAAUGUUGACUGUCUGAAUAAGCAAGUAAAAAAAAAUAUUAAAUAUAUUAUUUGACCACUGGAAUUUAUUUAUUUUUUUAUAUCUAUGUAAAUGUAUAUAACUUAAAUUAUUUGUCUCCGCAUAUAUUUUGUUAAAACCAU
This is a messenger RNA of Hydractinia symbiolongicarpus, 1269 nucleotides long. Its product is annotated as fibroblast growth factor 8b-like. The transcript is spliced from 5 exons. NCBI's taxonomy places the organism in Eukaryota, Metazoa, Cnidaria, Hydrozoa, Anthoathecata, Hydractiniidae. The coding region runs from base 84 to 677 and encodes 197 amino acids. Gene Ontology annotation, biological process: positive regulation of gene expression; cell differentiation; regulation of cell migration. Gene Ontology annotation, cellular component: cytoplasm. The record is from RefSeq and is a predicted model, not a curated record. Gene Ontology annotation, molecular function: type 1 fibroblast growth factor receptor binding; type 2 fibroblast growth factor receptor binding; growth factor activity.